Messenger RNA from Tinamus guttatus (white-throated tinamou), 2613 nucleotides. The record is from RefSeq and is a predicted model, not a curated record. Lineage: Eukaryota; Metazoa; Chordata; Aves; Tinamiformes; Tinamidae.
AUGCCCAAACGCAUAAAUCUGAGGAAAUUAAGCACGUCAAAAAACAACACUGGAAUUAAUACAAAAAUCAUCAAGGAUAAAUUAGUUGCAUUCACAAAUAAAUUUGGACAAGCUGUAAAAGCCAUGAUGCCAAAGAAACUUUUGUUUAAGCCUCUGAAGCAUUUGUUUGGACAUAUAAGCGUGGCUCACAUCCUGCUGGAGAAUGGCGCCGAUCUCAACGCACAGAACAAGCUGGGAGCCAGCGUGCUCACGAUGGCCUCUAGGGGUGGCCACGUCAGCAUGGUGAAGCUGCUGCUGGAGUCUGGGGCCUUUGUAGACAACUAUGACCAUUUUAGGAUGGGCUUACUGAACAGCAGCAGAGAAGACCUGCCGGAUAUCACCCCGCUAAUGGCAGCAGCCCAGCAUGGACAUGAGGCAGUGGUCCAUCUGUUGCUAGAUUGGGGAGCUAACUGUAAUUACACUGUGAAGACGAUGGGCUGGAGUCCUUUAAUGCUGGCAGCUGUUAGUGGAAAGGUGAGCCUGGCCCAGCAGCUCAUGGACAAAGGGGCCAAUGCUGAUCACCUGAAUGUACUACAUAAAACGCCUUUUGAGAUCUCUGUUGGUUUCAAACACAAAGACAUGAAGGACUAUCUGGAAUCUCUAACGACGAUCAGGCCCCAGGCAGAUAAAGAAAAGAGGCAACCUGAUGUCUUUCAUGCUUUGAAAUUGGGAAACUUUCAGCUGCUUAAAGAGAUUCUUGAAGAAGACCCAGGUCAGGUCAAUAUUACUAAUGGUGAUGGUGCAUCACCGCUAAUGAUUGCAGCUGUAACUGGACAGCUGCCCCUUGUCCAGCUCCUUGUUGAGAAAAAUGCAGAUAUUGACAAACAGGAUAAUGUUCAUGGCUGGACAGCACUAAUGCAGGCAACGUACCAUGGAAACACAGAAGUUGUAAAAUAUUUGUUAAAUCAAGGAGCUGGUGUCAAUCUCCGAACAAAAAAUGGAUACACGGCUUUUGACCUGAUAAUGCUGCUGAAUGAUCCAGACACAGAACUUGUACGAUUACUAGCAUCAGCAUGCAUGCAAGUAAGCAAAGACAAGAGUAAGCCGAAUUGCAGAUCAUCUUUGCCUUAUUCCAGAAGCAGGCAUUGCUUAAAUGUUCCUAUGUUGCCUGAUGACAAAGGAGGAUUAAAGUCUUGGUGGAGCAGGAUGUCCAAUCGCUUCCGCAAGCUGAAGUUGACUCAGACGUUGCGUCAUGGAUUUUCUUCCAAUCAGUUUGUGUCUUUUGCUGAUGAGCCUGAAUCUUCAUUAAAUGACACCAUUAAAGCAGUUUCACAGAGUGACAUGGACACCGCUGGAAACCCUGAUGCUGCUAUAGCUCGGAUCACAAAUAACAAACCUGGUGGUGUAAGCACUGUAAAAGAAGGAAAGGAUGAUGUAUUAUUGACAACCAUGUUAAGAAGUAGUGCUCCAUUUACUAGGCUGCCCAGUGAUAAGCUGAAAGCAGUCAUUCCACCUUUCUUACCACCUUCAAGUUUUGAGCUUUGGAGCUCUGACAGAACACGAAUCAACAGAGAUGGUAAAGCUGAACAGAUGAGAACUGCCUGGCCGCAGAGAGCAAUCAAGCAUGAUUUUGGCAGCAGUGGAAAUUCUGAUAUAGCAUCUGUUAGCAAAGGUACUAGACCAGUCAAAUUGCCAACGUUUGCAAGAAGACCUGCGUCUCCUUCAAAUUCUAGCAACUUCAAUCAUUCUCCUCAUUCUUCUGGUGGAUCCAAUAACAUUGCAGGAAUUAACAGACAUGGAGGAGAACUGCAUAACAGAUCAGGUGGUAGUGCAGAUAAUGUUUUGUCUCAAAUCGCAGCCCAAAGAAGAAAAGCAGCAGGCUUAUCUGAACAGAAACCCAGCCAACAUCAUAAUCCGGUCCAGUUGACCCCUUCAUCUACCCUGUCUGAUUUGCAGUGUACUCAGGUUGUUGGCAAUGGGCAUGUUUUAAAGCAAAAGCUGGAAGUGACUAAAAGACCUCCAUCUGGUGGGACUUCAUCUACAUCUAAAAGUACAUCACCAACUCUCACACCUUCCCCGUCCCCCUCCACAUCUCCUAAGGUUCCCAGUGGAGAGUCCUCCCUCUCUCCUACUCACAGACCGGCCAAGAGCAACGGUUCUAGCAGCGGUACUAUCACUGAAGAUGGUAACCAGUUGAUGGAACAUCAGCAGUUUAUCCCUACUCUGAGAAGCAGUGAUGUGGAGAAUCAUGAAAGGAGAAACCAUGUGACAGUAAGAGAAGGCUGUGAAAAUUUGGAGAAAGAUGAGCUGACUGGCAUUCUUAAAAAAUUGUCUCUUGAAAAAUAUCAGCCUAUUUUUGAAGAACAAGAGGUGGAUAUGGAAGCCUUUCUUACACUUACUGAUGGUGAUCUGAAAGAGCUGGGUAUUAAAACUGAUGGGUCAAGGCAGCAAAUUCUGGCAGCUAUUUCUGAACUGAAUGCAGGAAAGGGACGAGAAAGACAGAUUUUACAAGAAACUAUACACAACUUUCACUCUUCCUUUGAGAGCAGUGUUAGUAACACACGACCUCCUGGCAAUUCCCAGUCACCUGGCUGCUCUAUAAAACCACAGGAAGCCGUUCCUUCUAAAAGAUAG